Molecule: messenger RNA, 1563 nt
Organism: Spodoptera exigua (beet armyworm)
Lineage: Eukaryota; Metazoa; Arthropoda; Insecta; Lepidoptera; Noctuidae
Source: the annotation of a GenBank genome assembly
AUGGAAGGUCGAUCAGAGAUGUUUUCUAUCAUCCUGCUUGGUGGGCAGCUCGCAUACGCCGAUAUUGACUUUAUGCUGGAAGCAAAAGUUACUGCAUGUUAUAAGACGCAUGAUUAUUACUUUGUAUGGACCGUAAACAGCUCUGAGGGCAGUGUGGCUGUUUCUGACGUGAAAGGCUCCCGGUUGGUCAUCCGAGCCAAUACCCUGACUCCUGGAGCGUACUAUGACGUGGUCUGCCAAGUGUACAAGUACUCUACUGGCGAUUUCAUUACACAGAGCAGUCUUCCAUUCCGUGUGCUACAUAGGAAUGUCACUAUAAACUUUAAUGUUGAUCUCAUGUCCAUAUCAGCUGAGCGUCCUUUAAAGCUAUCCACCGAUAUCAACAAACUGGACUAUAUUGGAGAGGGAAUGACGAUUGCUUGGGAAUGCACAACUGGUGGCGAACCAGUGGAAACAUUUUACCAGACCGACGAUGAUGGCCAUUUGUAUUUCCCAUCAGGUUUGCUGUAUGCUGGAGAGUAUUUGAUGAAGGUGACAGUUGAUGUGCGAAGACACUCAAUCUCUGAAAAAGCCAUUACCCGCGUGAUUGCUGUGGAUCCCCUUUUACCGGUCAUUCAGUUGCAACAUAUGCCAAGAGUCGUGAACGAAGGUACUGUCGUCACUAUACAUGCCAACGUCAGUAAUGUGGUACCAGGCUGUACAAUUACCUGGUACUUCAGAAGCAAGCACUGUUUGGAGUCAGAGUUCUCUACAGCUACCGAUAUCUGUGCUGACAACCCGCAUGGCACAGAGAUUUCGACACCGAUAAACUUUUAUUCCCUUGAACAAAACUUCCUGAGCGAACUGACGGAUUAUACCAAUGAGACUAGUUGGAGGUCGGUAUCAGCCAACUUCGAAGCUGCGGCUGGCAGAGUCAGGGUUGUAGCGCAGUGUAAUUGUAAGAAAGACGAGAACUGCACUGGUGAAGGGGAAGUAUUCGCCGGUGUUGUAUUCGAGCUCAAUGAAAGGCCUGAUACAGGCUAUGUCUUGGUUACGCCAGAAAUGGGAACAGCGAUGGAAACAGUAUUCCGUCUGAGUACACAUCGCGUACCAGAUGUUAACAAGCCACUGAAGUACACCUUCUAUUGCGACCUGAACAACAAUGACACUCUGUUGCUUGGCACUUAUCUUGAACAUAAUGCGGUGGAGACUCUCUUACCUUACAUUGAGGGUGGAAUAAACGUUUGGGUUGAAGUAUGUGACUCCCUGGGCGCUUGUACGCCUGGAUCUACCACCUUGGUGCCAGUAGCUCCGGGCGAGGCUCGCACGAUCGAUGCGUUGAUCGAAGAUGUGCGUGCGCAUGUGCGACGUUGCGAGCUCACGCUACUACGGCGGCUUGCAGCAACUGCUGUUGUCAGCUACACUAACGCAGCCCAGACUGAAGCAUUUUCGAAGUUUACUACUUCGCUACUGAAUGCGUUGGGUGGCAUCGAAGAACGCUGUAUCGAACGCAACUACGAUUUAUACAAUGAUUUCAUGUACUGGCUCCAGAAAGCCGGCGUAGAUACCACUAAGUUAGUGUAG